This is a messenger RNA of Xenopus laevis (African clawed frog), 1917 nucleotides long. RefSeq names its product putative ferric-chelate reductase 1. NCBI's taxonomy places the organism in Eukaryota, Metazoa, Chordata, Amphibia, Anura, Pipidae. The record is from RefSeq and is a predicted model, not a curated record. Bases 9 to 1658 code for a protein of 549 amino acids. The transcript has 15 exons.
AGGAGAAAAUGGAAGCAUAUUUUUUAAUUCUCUUUAGUAUAUAUUUUGCAACAGUAUCUGGUUAUCCAUCAGGAAAAAUAAGUGCUUCCUGUGAUACAAUGCUUCCAGUACAUGGGAACAGUGCCACCCAGACAGCACCAUCACCCUACUUCAUCACCGUAUCCACAAAUACAUUCAGCACUGGAGAUAUUAUAACUGUAACGUUACAGUCCAGUGCAGGAUCUAGUUUCAAAGGAUUCCUUCUCGAGGCGCGAACUGUAGGAGGAGACAGAACUACUGGAUCUUUCACCAUCAGAGAUGGGAACACUCAGGCUCUUCCAUGCAGUGCAGGAGCAAGUUCAGCAGUCAGCCACACAAGUAGUACUAUAAAGACAUCUAUUACCACUUCUUGGACUGCUCCUGCUGGAACAGGGCCCACAUACUUCAGGGCAACUGUUCUGAUGAGUUACAGUGUAUUUUGGAGCCGAGUGGAGAGUGAACCUGUUAUGGCAUUACAGAUUUCUAAUACCACAUGUGGUACACAGAAGAUCUGCUUUAGCAACCCACCAAACUGCAGCCCAGACAACAGCAGCUGUCUCUUCAUGUCUUCUGUCCCAGCCAAUAAUGGAUUUGUCUUUGAAAUGAGCGGCUCAACCCCAGGAUAUCUAGCCAUUGCAUUUUCUGAUGAUCAGCUGAUGGGAAACGAUGAUAUUUACAUCUGUACCAGAAAUUCAAGUGGAAACAUCCUGGUCCAACAAGCCUUUUCUACUGGACAUGUCACUCCCCAAGCUAGAAACAUAAGUACCACAGGCUCUAUAGUUGCAUCUUACAUAGGUGGAGUGUUAAAAUGCUCCUUCAUUAGCCAGAUGAGCAUCUCCACCCAGGCUCGAGCCAGUACAGCCCCCAGCUACUACAUUUUCCUUGGAACAGGCCCAUCCCAAGGAAGUGGUCAGAUACUCAUGCACACAACCAAGCCACUAAUAUCAGCCAGUAGAAUUGAUCUCUCCAGUUUUGCUGCUAGUGCAAGUGUACAGAGUGGAACACCUCCUGUUACUCUUGGCCACGGUGCACUGAUGCUUAUUGCCUGGAUGACUACAGGGACUAUUGGAAUGCUUAUAGCUCGUUAUAUGAAACAUGCAGCUAAUAAGACAGUCAUUGGAAAAGGUCUUUGGUUUUUGCUUCAUGUUUUCCUAAUGGUCCUGACCAUAAUUCUGACAGUCACUGCAUUUAUCAUGGUUUUUGUUGAAGUCUCUGGCUGGAGUGGUGAUAUUGGGGCCCAUCCUAUUCUUGGCUGCAUUGUAAUGAUUCUCACAUUUCUUCAACCAUUUGGAGCUUUGUUUCGUCCAGACCCCAAUCAUAAAAGGCGUUUCAUCUUCAACUGGGUACAUGGUCUGAAUGCACUGGUGAUCAAGGUAUUAGCGGUGGCUACCAUAUUCCUUGGCCUGCAGCUGGUGGACAUUUCCUCUUCUCAAUGGAUGUCAAAAGUGAUGGGUGGGUUUUACGGAUGGGAGAUUUUAUUUUACAUCAUUCUUGAAAUCAAUGCACGUAUGAGAACUAAAGAAUCCUAUGAGAACCCAGAAAAUAAGGUUCAGCGUGAGUCAGUUAUACUGGUGAUUUUCAUCUGCGGAAAUUUGGCAUUGCUAAUAUCUUUGCUGGUCGGCAUUGGACAAUCAGUCUAGCUGCCCUCUAUGUCACAGUACAGGCUCUUUGCCAGAAAAUGACCUUUGCAAAACAGCAAACGAGUAUCUGUGCUCCUUGUUUCUUAAUUCCUGCUUUGCAAGCAGUGUGCCAUACAGGUUUCCACUGCAUGAGAUGCGCUUCCAAGGACACUUCUGUGACCGUGCGAAUGAUUGUACAGCAGAAACCACGCUUCUUUAACUGUAUGCUGUAAGCAUAAUAUUGUAAUUUACAGAUUGUUUUUUAAUUAUGUUUUUUUAC